ACUCGAUUAAAGCAAUACAAGAACUAUGAGAACCUAUCUCGCUCUCGGGUGGAUCUUGACAAGGAGUGCCUCGAAGUAAGGAGAGGAAAUGCCUUCUAUGACUUCCAGUUCAAUACAAGGAUUGUCAAAUCAACAAUUGUGCAUUUUCAGGUAGACUUUGUUCGCCUCUACAAACCAUAUGGCAAGUGUUUUCUUUUGUCCAUCUGCAUUUUCCCCAAAUCGGGAUAUCGAGCUGAUUUACAUUUUCAACUCAUUUCUUAAUGAAAUCGUAUUCCAACUUAUUAUGAUGCUGUUAUUCUGAUGAUCUUGUUGCUUUUAUUUUAUUUCAAGGUUCCAUUUGUUUUUUAAGAGCUGUUUUAUAGAAUGAGUUGAUCAUUUGUUUCACAACUUAGUGGUAUAAACUUGACAUGGCUAUCUUGCGUACUCAAACAAAUUUUGUUUUCGAAUCGCAACUCUGGCCGAAAAUAUUAAAAUAAUAUCGAGGACCAUGACAAUUUGGUUGUGUAGAAGUCUAAUUUAAUUUCUUCCGACGCCACUAGAAAACAACAAAGUAAAAGAGGUUUUGCCGGUUCAGAAAUUUUCACACACGAGACUCUCGUUUUGUACCUUGCAUCAACAGCACCCAGAAUAUUGAGGAUAGAAAUUUCUAUGUAAUUUUUACCUUUGAUUCUUGAGCAAGGUACUUGCAAAUUUUCAUAUUUCAAGCUUUAAGACAGAAUUUUAUUCACUUAAUUGUCUUCUCCAGGUCUUUCUUACAUGACAAGGAGGCUUACUUUUGAGUUGCAAACCCUUACUGCGAUCUAUUUAUUAGCGUUUUCUUAAAAAAAAAGAAGAAGAAGAAGAUUAAUCUUUUAAAAGUAUUACUCAAAUACACGCCAGAUAUUCUUUUGAACUUACAAGAUGCUUUCAAGUCAAGUUAUGGAUAUGGUUUCAUUAACGCUAUGGUAUUGCUUGGCGUUCUUAAAACCAGUGACUUCUUGUGAGAGAGGGGAAGAGAGUUUUCCAUAAUUCCAUCCAUAUGGCAUGCUUGUAUGUAAUAGAAUAAUGAUGCACUAACAGCCAACUGUCCGCAUCUCUCUGGACCUGAAACUUCAAAUAAUUCAGUCUUUUAAGUUAAUCAACGAUGCAAAUAACUAUCCGUAUAGUUUCUUACCGGAAUCUUAGCACUUUCCUGCUGUAUUAACAGUUGACCUACCAAACUCUUGCAGUAUUACAUGGCACAGUGCAAUUAAGCUGUCUCAUGCACCAAUUUUUCCAUUAGAAGAUAGAUGUUGAUUAUUUUACUCUCUGGUUACAUCCGAGGAAAAACUUGUGUCUUUUCUUUUUUUUGGGGGGGGCCAUCACAACAUGCAGUUGAUGAAUUAAGCUCUGGUGUCCUCUAUGAAUGCUGCUUACUCUAAUUAUGCUUUUGCUUGUGUGAUUUAUAUGUAUUUGGGCACUUAGUUUUUGCAUUUAAGUUGUAACUAUCUUCGUAUUUGUGAUAUAAUUAUGUCAUUUAACCUCUUUGUGCAUUUAGGCUUGCUAUUUCUCUCUGUGUCAGCUUUUAAAGCAGGUGGAAAGUGAGCGGCUUGGCAGGACCUUUUUUUAUGCUGAGGAAUUUGUUGUGGGCAACAUCGAAGCAUGAUGUAUAUGUUACACAAAACUACUCUGUGAUGCAUUGGUCAUCUUUACUCCGAAGGAGUAAAGAAGUACUUAAUGUGGCGAAACCGAUUGUUCCAACUGUUAAGCGCCCUGAGUUUUUGGCUCAACCUGUCUCCAGAGUACAAAUAAGCACCAUGGCUGUUGGGAAAAAUUUAAUGGUAGCUGGUGGUUUCCAGGGUGAGCUUAUUUGCAAGAAUCUGAAUCAAUCUGGAGUUGCUUUCUGCAGUAAAAUAACUACCGAUGAUAAUGCUAUAACCAAUGCUGUGGAUGUUUACCACGAUCCCAGUGGGUCAUUGAAGGUCAUGACAGCAAAUAAUGACGCCCAAGUUCGGGUUUUCAAUGCUGAUAAUUUUGCUUCUCUUGGUUGCUUCAAAUAUGACUGGUCUGUCAACAGUAUUUCUGUCAGUCCCGAUGGAAAAUUGUUAGCUGUUCUUGGGGAUAGUGCUGAGGGUUUGAUAGCUGAUGCUGACACCGGAAAGGUUACUGGGAGCCUGACAGGACACUUGGACUAUUCUUUUGCUUCUGCUUGGCACCCAGAUGGGCGAGUAUUGGCUACUGGGAAUCAGGAUACAACAUGUAGGUUGUGGGACAUCAGAAAUCUUUCACGCUCCGUCGCUGUACUCAAGGGAAGAAUGGGGGCAGUAAGAGCUCUAAGGUUCACUUCCGAUGGACGGUUUUUGGCUAUGGCUGAGCCAGCAGAUUUUGUCCAUAUUUUUGACUCUCGCAGUGACUACAAACAAGGACAAGAAAUUGAUUUAUUUGGUGAGAUCGCUGGUAUUUCCUUUAGUCCGGACACGGACGCUCUGUUUGUUGGUAUUGCUGAUCGUACUUAUGGAAGCUUGUUAGAGUUUAACAGGAAACAUUUUAAUCAAUAUCUAGACUCCGUCUUUUAGAGGAGUUUCUACAACCUGUACAGCAAGCCUCUCAUGCGUAUCUAUUAGCGUGGAUACUUAAAAAGGGCCUUGAUACUGCUUUUUGAAGUUGUUUUUUCCGCAGUUCCUUUUUCAUUUGCUUCUGAAUUUGUGGUUAAGCAAGUUGUAAAUUUUGUCCUUGAUGAGCUGUACCUGUUAAGGCAUCUUGACUUUUCAAAAGCUGGAUCAGAUCAUUUGUGUUUUUUUUUUGUCCCGGGUGAAUGUGAUUGCGAUCAAUUUUGUAUCUGGACUUGUUCACGUUGUUGUGUGCAUCCUACAUUUCGAAGAUUCGUUUGACUGUUGACAAAAUUUUA
This is a messenger RNA of Prosopis cineraria, 2866 nucleotides long. RefSeq lists its product as uncharacterized. NCBI's taxonomy places the organism in Eukaryota, Viridiplantae, Streptophyta, Magnoliopsida, Fabales, Fabaceae. The transcript has 8 exons. Gene Ontology annotation, molecular function: protein binding. The record is from RefSeq and is a predicted model, not a curated record. The coding region runs from base 1587 to 2534 and encodes 315 amino acids.